Molecule: messenger RNA, 1266 nt
Organism: Stereum hirsutum FP-91666 SS1
Lineage: Eukaryota; Fungi; Basidiomycota; Agaricomycetes; Russulales; Stereaceae
Exons: 5
Coding region: 1-1266 (421 amino acids)
Source: RefSeq, a predicted model, not a curated record
AUGCCACCAAGAGCCAAGAAAGCGAAAACGACUGCCAGCGAAAAAGGGGCCAAGGCUCUCUGUGAAGCACUCCCUAGCCAGCCUCCCUACACUGCCGGUACACUGGCUUUGUCCUCCGUAAACCUUGCGAGCGCAUCGCCCGAGGAGCUGCAGAAUCUCGGUGAUGCCUGCGAGCCGGCCACGUUUGGACGGAAUCAAGAACACGUUUUGGACGAGACCUAUCGCAAGGCGGGCAAGAUGGACACGACGUCCUUCGCGACGUCGAUAAUCCCCGAGCGUACCGGCCUUAUUGACGCUAUUAGCACUCAGCUUCUCGACGGCCCGGAUUCUACUCACCCUGUAGCGCUCGAGCUCUAUAAGCUCAAUGUCUAUGGCGAGGGCUCUUUCUUCAAAGCUCACAAGGAUACGCCUCCCAGUGAGACCAUGUUCGGUUCUCUCGUUAUAGUAUUCCCAAUGCCUCACGAGAGAGGCUCCCUCAUCACGCGCCACAACGACGAAGAGUGGACCGACGUCGAGCAUGAAAUCACCCCCAUCACCUCAGGUCAUCGGGUCACGCUCACCUAUAAUCUCUACUUUGGCGACAUCGAGAUCGAUUCUGGAGAAUCUCAGCCCGGUAUCGCCACUCGCACGUCUCUCGCACCCGUCAUGUCGUCCGGAGAGCAGCCUUUCCGCUCGACAUUUGAGGAUCUACUCAACAAUCCGGAGUUCCUUCCUCACGGCGGCGCCCUCGGCUUUGGAUUGCAGCACGAAUACCCUAUCAAAGACUCCCUAGAACAUGUCUAUAAACUCCUCAAGGGAUCCGACGCCGUCAUACUCCGUACCUGUACUUCCCUCUCUCUCCCAGCGCGACUUCAUCUCCUCUACUCUGACGAAAGGGCAUACAGUGGUGGAACGACGCUUGAUUACGUUCUAAAGUUUGGCGACCACAUCAAGUACGUCGAUGUCGAGGAUGAGGUGAUCUGGGCAGUCCCAACAUCGCAUACGAAGUUGGACAGUAAGUAUGUGGCGCAUGGAAAUGAGCCACAGAUAGCUUGUGCGUAUGGGAACGUGUUCCUCAUCGUUAGGGUUGGUAAGUUCGACGAGAGGAGUGUAGUUGUGGACCCGCUAAAGGAGAGAAGAAGGAAGAAGCGCGAGGCGAAGAAGAGGGCACAAGCCGAGGCGAAGGUGAAGGAAGCGAAACGGAGAAGGCUGUUGGCGGAGACGAAGGCAACGGAAGACCAGAACAAGAAAGAUGUAGCUGAAGGUGCCAGCAGAGCGAGGGCGUAG